GAUGCUGGAGGGAGACUCAUUAUAGCUUCAGAUGGUAUAUGGAAUAUAUUGUCUUCUGAUAUGGCUGCCAAAGCUUGUCGUGGUUUAUCUACCGAGCUUGCUGCUAAACUUGUUGUUAAGGUUUGUACAUCAACUCCGAUCUAGAUUCCUUUUAGACUCUGAAUCAUAUGAUGUUGUUUAUUUUCAGGAAGCAUUGCGAACAAAAGGGUUGAAGGAUGAUACUACUUGUGUCGUUGCUGACAUAGUUCCAUCUUGUGUAGAAGAAUUGUUUGAAGAAGGAUCUGCUGUGCUUGCAGAUAGAUUGGGAAAGGAUCUUCCCUCAAAUACGGAAACAGGGCUCUUGAAAUGUCCUGUAUGCCAAAUAGAUCAAUCUCCAGCUGAAGAUGUAUCAAGCAACGAGGGUCCUAUCAUCUCUUCAGCAUCUAAGCGAUGGGAAGGUCCCUUCCUAUGCACAGUAUGCAAGAAAAAGAAAGACGCCAUGGAAGGAAAAAGACCAAGCAAAGGGUUCAGUCACCACUUGAAACCACUUUUUGUUUCUCGCAUUCUUUACUUUUCUCCUUUGUAAAAAAAAGGAAUUGUACAAAAAAGCAAAGAAGGAAAAUUGUCGGAAAAAGAAGAAAUCGAAAAGUCAACAUCGUCAAACUAAGAAAGUUGAUUCUUUUUGUACUCCAUCCGUUUUUGGUAUAUAUA
Messenger RNA from Raphanus sativus (radish), 690 nucleotides. RefSeq names its product probable protein phosphatase 2C 5. Lineage: Eukaryota; Viridiplantae; Streptophyta; Magnoliopsida; Brassicales; Brassicaceae. The transcript is spliced from 2 exons. The record is from RefSeq and is a predicted model, not a curated record. The coding region runs from base 32 to 565 and encodes 177 amino acids.